Messenger RNA from Aspergillus luchuensis, 513 nucleotides. RefSeq names its product SNARE domain- containing protein (gene BET1). Lineage: Eukaryota; Fungi; Ascomycota; Eurotiomycetes; Eurotiales; Aspergillaceae. The coding region runs from base 1 to 513 and encodes 170 amino acids. Gene Ontology annotation, biological process: endoplasmic reticulum to Golgi vesicle-mediated transport. The transcript has 4 exons. The record is from RefSeq and is a predicted model, not a curated record.
AUGGCUUCACGAUUCCCACGCUCCAACCUACACCAGCGCGAUCCUCGUGCCUCCUCGUCCCUUUUCGAUUCAUACGGUGGCGGUUCUCGACCCGCCAGUAAAUCCCCGGGCAGCGUAGGUGGUUACGGGUAUGGAGGAUACACGCCCCCGGCCGGGGAUGGCUCCGUGAAUGGCAACUCCAGGGGAGGCUUUCGUUCUGCGACCCCAAACGCCAAGGGUCAUUACUCCGACGCUGUACUCUCCCAUCUAGAGUCUCAGAAUGACGCAGAGGUCGAGGGAAUCAGUGCCAAGGUCAAGAUGUUGAAAGAUCUCACGGUUGCUAUUGGCGACGAGAUCCGGGAUACCUCCACCAUAUCGGACCUCAAUAACACCUUCGAAAACACUCGUGUUCGUCUCCGCGGAAAUAUGAACCGUAUGCUGCGGAUGGCAGAGCGCACCGGCGUUAGCUGGAAAGUGUGGCUCGCUUUCUUCUUCGCCGUCUUCUUGCUCUUUUUCUACGUCUGGCUGACGUGA